Molecule: messenger RNA, 945 nt
Organism: Cryptococcus wingfieldii CBS 7118
Lineage: Eukaryota; Fungi; Basidiomycota; Tremellomycetes; Tremellales; Cryptococcaceae
Exons: 7
Coding region: 1-945 (314 amino acids)
Source: RefSeq, a predicted model, not a curated record
AUGGCAGAGACAUCAUCCUACUUGACGUGGACCAACGUCCUCAUCGGUCUCCUCUUCAUCAUCUUCGACUCUGUCCUCUCCCUAUUCCUCGGCCUCGGCAUCUCCUCUUCCCUCCUCGUGGCUGCGCUGCGAUGUAUAGUCCAGCUGACUAUCAUGAGUACGGUACUGGGGAAAGUGUUUGCUAGUAAUAAUGUGUGGGGAGUAUUUGGGAUUGCGGUAUUGCUGAACCUCAUGGCGGCUACCGAGGCGACUUACAACAAGUCGAAGAGGAGGUUUACCAACAUGUUUCCACUCAUCUUGGCCGCAAUGUUGUGUGGUACCAUCCCGGUCUCCGUUCUGGGCACUCAAUAUGCUAUGGCACAGCACCCUUUCUGGCAGCCCGACCAGUAUAUCCCUAUAAUCGGCAUGAUUCUCGGCAACGCCAUCUCUUCUCUUGGUAUUGCUCUCAACACUACCCACAAAGAGUUUUCAGAAAACAAGGACAAAGUGGAGAGCUUUCUGGCUCUCGGCGCCAGUCGCUUUGAGGCUUGUAAGCCGAUAGCUGUGAGCGCGCUGAAGCUGGCGCUUUUACCUACUGUCAAUCAGCUCAGUGUGAUUGGGUUGAUCAGUAUUCCGGGUAUGAUGACUGGUGCUAUUGUGGGAGGCAAGUCGGUGGAGCAAGCUGCCCGGCUGCAGAUGAUCAUCAUGUUUAUGAUUUCUGCUUCCUCAGCACUCUGCACUCUCAUUGCUCUCUUCUUUUCCCUCUCGACCUUGGUCGACGGCUGCGUCCGUAUCCGAUCCGACCGUCUCACCUCUGAGGCCCCUUUGCUCUAUCGUUGGAGGAACGAAGCAGGGGCCAAGAUGUGGAAGGUGGUGGCGAGAGUGGGAGGAGCAGUGACGGGGAAGAAGAGGGAGAGUGGGACAGAAGAGGAGAGGAGGGGCUUGUUGGAUGGACAGCAGGGAUGA